UGGUUGGAUUAUGCCGGGUGAUUUUCCCGAAGAUUAGAAAGAUUGAAGUGGCGGAGGCAACGGACGGGCUAGCUUCUCCCAAAUAACCAUUUCAGGCAAUUUGAGCCAAAUCCCGCAAUGCAGGCGAUUACGGAAAACAUUGUCACAUGGUGCAGCGGGACUCGGCUUGAUACAGACGAAGUCGUCGUAAUUCUGAUGAAACCAGCAUCUGGCACGAACCGACCAGGCUUCUAUAAAGACGGACCAACCCUUCGCAUCCAAGAGGCCAGUUCCAGCCCUUUCCCUAUUCUGUCGAAACCGCCCAAACUGCCAACUGUCAACGUCUACAACGCCCAUAAUGUGGUCACCACGACUUUUCGCUUUGACGAUCCUGUGCAGCUCUGCUGCUGCACAGACCCCGGAUGGGUUCAAUCCGUCCGCCAGUGCGCAGCUUCGUGUCGUCUAUGGCUCCAAGGCUGUAGACCCACCGGGAACAUCAUUCACAAAGGCCGAGACUGCUUCUAUGCCCGUGUUCGGUUCCAAUGACAACUUGUCAGGGACAUAUCUCUUUGUUAUGAUUGAUCUCGAUGUACAACGCGCCGGCGGAAACAGACAGAACCUCCUCCACGCCAUGAUCCGGGACGUCAAGCCCUCGGGCAAGACGAGCGCCGAAGGCUUCCAGGUCCUCAGCUCAACCGCCACGGGGCCUACCGCCUACCUGGGCCCGUCGCCACCGGCCGGCCAGCCCGCCCACCGCUACACAUUCCUGCUGUUCGAGCAGCCGGCCAACUUUGCCGUGCCCGCGGGCCAGCGCCAGGUGCUCAACUCGCGCGUCGGCUUCGACAUGAACACCUUUGCCCAGCAGGCCGGGCUCGCCGCGCCCCUGUACGGAAACUUCCUGAACGUGACGGGCUAGGGUGGCUUUUGAGAGGAGGGGUUUGCUGAGGGGGCUGCUCUGCCCGUCUACGGUGAUGAUGGACCGGCUGGCAAUGUUGACGGUGGUUGCGUACCUUGCCUGCUUGGGUCGAGGUGGCUGUUAAGCCGAGCGACCCCAAGCACUGCAAGUGUAUGUAGCGUCUUCUUACUCUGUAUUCCUGUAGCCUAAAAAGGAGAGUUUUCAGACCUACGAAUGCGUGGAAAGUGAAAGUUUGUUGGAGAA
Pyricularia oryzae 70-15 is the source of this 1138-nucleotide messenger RNA. RefSeq lists its product as uncharacterized. The transcript has 4 exons. Gene Ontology annotation, molecular function: phospholipid binding; peptidase inhibitor activity. The coding region runs from base 338 to 895 and encodes 185 amino acids. The record is from RefSeq and is a predicted model, not a curated record. Lineage: Eukaryota; Fungi; Ascomycota; Sordariomycetes; Magnaporthales; Pyriculariaceae. Gene Ontology annotation, biological process: regulation of proteolysis; regulation of Ras protein signal transduction.